UGUAGCAGAAGGCUUUCAAUAUUGACGCACAUUGACGCUUAUCGAGAGUCCUGUAAUCGUCGAAGACUGAAAAAAAUUCUGCUAUUGAAUCCAAACUAAUUUUCACAAGAGUGAGAUAUAUUAUUAUUUUAGGAACAAUGUCAGAGAUAGUAAUAGAUGAAAGAGGCGAACCAGAAUGUAUUGAAACUGUGUUAUUUCCUUCAACUGGUGAAGAUUCACAGUCUCAAUAUGUUUGUGUAACACUGAUUGUUCAAUUGCCUAUAGGAUACCCUGAUAUAUCACCUACUAUUAGUCUCAGAAAUCCUAGAGGUUUAGAUGAGAAUACAGUGAGACUUAUGCAAUCAGAUGCAGAAGCAAAGUGUAAGGAUUUCAUAGGUCAACCAGUUAUGUUUGAACUCAUUGAGUUAAUAAGAGAACACCUUACGAGAAGUAAUCUUCCAACGGAUCAAUGUGCCAUAUGUUUGUAUGGUUUUCGGGAAGGAGAUGAAUUUACAAAAACUGAAUGUUAUCAUUACUUUCAUUCACAUUGCUUAGCAGCACACAUUGCUGCUGCAGAACGAUAUUAUAGAGAAGAACAAGAAAAAUUGCCACAAUGGCAGCAAGAUGCUACCAAUAAAUUCCAGGCCAUAUGCCCUGUGUGCAGAGAAUCCAUCAAUUGCGAUGUUGAAAGUUUAUGGUCUGCUCCUCCUCCAAUUGAUGUUGAAGCUGCUAUCGAUUUUUCAGUAACUACAGAGUUGAGAGAAUUACAAAAACAAAUGGCAGCAUUGUUUUUGAGGCAACAACAAAGGGGUGGUAUAAUUGAUUUAGAAGCCGAAGGUGUAAAAACAUUGGUUAGAACAGAAGACGAACCUGGCGCUACUACUGAUGGACCCAAUCCUCCAGGAACCAGUUUAAAUGCUUAUUCAAACCAAAAUAUGCAACCUGUUAAUCAUAUGCAAAUGCCACAAUCAAAACAAUCUUCACAGACACAGAAUCAUGCUCACUAUCAAUCAAGACAACUACAUCAUAAUUAUCAUGGCCAUAAUAAUCAUGGUCAUCGAAAUAGAGGUCGCGGACGAGCUCAUUAUCGUCGUCAGUUUGACAGAGUUAGGCAGACGGAAUCUACUCCCAGAUGACAAUGGGUUCGAGAUAAACUAUUUACUGUCUGGUCUCCUAUUUUGCUAAAUAUAUACAAUAAUAUGAAUAGCAUUAGUAGCAUAAUUAUGUGUGUAUUAUAUAAUAACUGUUUAAUUUCAAAUUACUUUUAUAUACUAAAAUUAUAGGUUUCAUUGUUCAGCAACAUUCCUGUUGUAAUGAUGUUUAAAAUGGGAUAUGUUGAGACUUCCAAGGACUGUCUGUGUAGACUGAAGCCAUGGUGCUCUUUUAAACGAUCUACAAUCAUAAAAAGUUUUUCCUUUUUUUUUCUUUUUU
Messenger RNA from Heterotrigona itama, 1410 nucleotides. The record is from the annotation of a GenBank genome assembly. Lineage: Eukaryota; Metazoa; Arthropoda; Insecta; Hymenoptera; Apidae.